GCAAAGGUGCAGAAGAAUGUCUGCACUGUGUGGCUGUACCUGUCGAUCCUGUGAGCUGGGACUUUCUUGCUGACACCACAUCCGCCCUCACCACAUUUACUUCGGAGGAUUAUCAUGCUGCUGAAAGCACUCUGCAGGGGGAAGAUAUGAAGUUUGCCAAAAGCCAAGUGUGUGACCUGAAAUCACUGAGGAACUGGGCAACUCUGUGUGUUUUGCUUGUGGUGGUGCUCCUACUGUACCAUGACCCAUUUCUAAUACUCUGGUGGCCUCAGAAACCUGCUGAGAAAACUAAGACUGAAGGUUUACCUCUGGAUAUGGCGACAGACUCCAUUGAUGACAUGUAUGACGGCUGUCGAUCUGAGGCAGCCUCUACCAUUGACCUGUUUGGCGUGUUUGAGUGGCACUUCAACAGAAACUUCAGUUUUGCCUGGGCUUUAGCUGAAAGAGGUGCAAAGAAAUCUGCUCACAGGCGCCUGAAAGAAGACCACGCUAUAGUUAUGUACAUGUACACAAAAAUGAAACACAUCCAACAAGUUUUCAACAAAGCGGUGAAAACAGGGAAACACAACUACAGCACACAUGGAUUUAAGUUCCAUUAUUUCUACUUUUACUUGACUGAUGCCAUUCAAGUUCUGCAUCACAAUCAGACAUCGUGCAGAACCACUUAUCACAGGACAUGGAAACAGUUUAACAAUAACGUCAUCAACACAAACAUGCGUUUUGGUGCCUUCACUUUGACAGCUUCAACUAAACAGUCUUUUGAUUUUAAUGGCAAUGUGUCUUGUUUUGAGAUCGACACAUGCUUUGGUGCUGACGUAACAUAUUACUCUGCUUCAAACCAGAUGGGACAGGUGCUGAUACCUCCCUAUGAGGUUUUCAAAAUCACUGACGUCCUGACAAAUGACCCAUGGUGUGAUGUAGUUUACAAGCUACAGAGCACCAAAAUACCAAGGACAGAUUUAAAUUGCAAACUGAAUGAGAGGCAAAUAAAAACAUAUUUUGGAGCUGUUUCAACACACUGGUAUACAAGCAGUGGGAUGAUGUUAGCAUGUGCAGUACUUAUGGUUAUAACUUCUUUGGUCCUUGUAAAACGCAGACAGAAGUGUUUUGUGGUUGCAGUGAUGGGUGCCCUGCUGAUGGAGAUAAUUAUUGUGGUGAUUCUGAAAAUUAGCCAGUGAGUCAAAGAAGUGUGUUGUAUGCUAAUAACAUAUUCCCUUUUCCUGUCUUCCAAACUGUAGAACUAUGUAAGGUUUUUGAAUCAUUUUUGUGGAUUUGGAGAGCCUUUCUAACAAGUAAAAGCAGGUAAAUGAAGUGCAGUCCUGAAUAUUCAACCUCAAAACUGAUAUAUAUUUUUCACAGUCUUUGAUGCACUGCUCAAACAAAUUAACUUGUAUAAAGCAAAACUGCCAGUGUGAUUUUGUAACGUAUCCUUGGGUCACCCUGGUGGUAUUAAAUCUUUUUAAACAUUUGAUAAUAAACAAUAUGUAAUA
This is a messenger RNA of Lates calcarifer (barramundi perch), 1490 nucleotides long. RefSeq names its product ecto-ADP-ribosyltransferase 4. The record is from RefSeq and is a predicted model, not a curated record. The coding region runs from base 147 to 1178 and encodes 343 amino acids. The transcript has 3 exons. Gene Ontology annotation, molecular function: NAD+ poly-ADP-ribosyltransferase activity; NAD+-protein-arginine ADP-ribosyltransferase activity. NCBI's taxonomy places the organism in Eukaryota, Metazoa, Chordata, Actinopteri, Centropomidae.